Messenger RNA from Stylonychia lemnae, 1782 nucleotides. The record is from the annotation of a GenBank genome assembly. NCBI's taxonomy places the organism in Eukaryota, Ciliophora, Spirotrichea, Sporadotrichida, Oxytrichidae.
AUGAAUAAGAUUUGGAUAGUGGCUUUAAUCGAGGCAAUUUUGGUACUUAUCUACUGCACAUACCUUGCUUAGUAGUACGCUGCAAAGGAUCGAACACCCCUUUAUGUAAAAGCACUGACUGUGAUCGGAUGGUUCUUUGGUCUUACUAUAAUUAUGCUUGUACCUCUGGAUAUAUAUACUGUAAAAGUAAAUGGAGAAGUAGAUGAUUUCCUAGUGGUAUGGUGGUAUGUGAUAUAUUGGGCAGUAUUUUUGAUGAACUGGUUUAUAUUGCCUUUCUUAAUAGAGUAUCUGGGGGCCGCUGAUUUCACUGUGAAAGAGAGGAUUAUGAGAUCGAUUAGAAAUAAUGUUCCAAUGCUGGUGGUUUAUCUUGUCUUAUUCAUUAUUGUUAUCAUAAUUCUCGCUGUAACUAAAUCAGGAAGAGAAGCUCUUGAAAAUGAAGGAAUUGUUGGAUGUAUCAUCGGUUUAUCCUUGGUCUUUGGUCUGCUAAGCAUAGUUAUUUUGUUAGGUUAUGGCCUAGUGAAGAUUCCAAUUUCUUACUUUAAAUUCGCCUCUAACUAUAAGAAAUUGAGGCACUAUUAAUAGAAGGCAGCUGAGUAUGAGGGCUAGCAUAGAGCAAAGAUCUAAAAGGUUCAGGAUAUGAUUAAUAUUGGGUACAUGAUAAAAGUAAAAAAUGAAUUAGAACUCUACAGAAAAGUCAUUAUUGAAGAUAUUGAUUCGUUUUGUAAACAAAUAGAGGAAAUCGGAGGUCUGAAUAUGCAAUAUAACCCUAGAAAUAAGUUAAAGAUGCCUAGUGAUUUCAAAGGCUUUAUUGAUUAUAAUAAACUAGUGAGAUACAGAAAUAAAUUUAGAUAAGAGUCAACUGAUUUAUCGAGACUUACUUCUUUUAGAGGGGAAAACAUUGAAAAAGCCAUAUUAACUCAAGAUAUUAUUGACAGCAAGGGUUAAUGGGCGAUUUAAUCAAUACUAUUGAAAUAAAGAGGCAACUCUAAAUUACAGAAAACUAUUAAGCUAAUAAUGUAUAUAGUAGUUGCAUCAAAUUACGGUUUAUUCCAGUUAAAAGUUUCAAAUAUUUAUGCUUUGCAUAAAAAUAAACAAACAGAUUCACCUUGCUUACUCUAUUCCUGCUUAUUCAUGAUGAGACUCGGAGUGCCCAUCUGUUACAACUUCUUAAUUUUAACUUAAAUGGAAGAUGCAGCUGUGUAUAGAGUUAUGGGUCCAGUCAGAUAUGUUCAGUUCUUGGGAACUCAUUUUAAUCAGUGGGUAUUCCCUGUGUGUCGAUUCUUGAGUUGCAUUGGUCUUAAGCAAUAUGCUUUUGACAGUGAGUUUGCAGAAGAAAGAGCAGAAGAAGGGAAAUAUAUAAUUGAGAGAUAAAGAUAAGAAAAAUAUAGUUUCAGCUCAACAAUAAAUGGUAACUCGUCAGCCUUGGAUGAGGAGAGUAAAGUUCAAAAGUAAUUACUAUUUGCAAAACAGACUCUUUUAGAAUCACUUUAAAGGAAAAAUUAAAACUAUUCAGAGAUCCCUCCUAGACGCCUAAAGCAAACAGCCGAAGCGAAAGCCUUAUAGAUCAAAGUGAUCUCUCUGAAAAUAAGUAGUCAACCUAUGAACAAGAGAGAACUUAGAGUUUUCAAUAAAGCAGUAAUUCUAGUGGGAAAUAUUAGCUUAGUUUCAACCUAGACGAUGAAGAUGAAAUACAAAAAGCAGGCAUUAAAAGUUUACUUAAUAAAGUAUUCAAGAAAAAGAAGUGAGGAGGCUAGUUACAAUGAAAUACGAGCAUCAACCUGA